UUUUUCGAUUGGCAUAGUGCCGAGUAGCCAAAUAUCCCCUGCCGCAUUAGACCUCGAACGCUCACUUGAAGGGGACCGCACGUUUUCAGCCAUAGUACGAAAUAGGCCUAAGAAGUUUAAGCAGGAGCACCUUCAAUUUGCAGCACAUUAUACAUCUGGGGUUGCUUCAGACACAAAAUUGUACCACUCGAGCUUUGUUACCUAUAGAGGAGACAGUUCUACAACUACGGCUUUAAAAGGUAGGCACAGCACCCGUGCCAAGGUUGUUGUAGACAAGAUGAUGAACUACAAUCCCAGCGAUGCUUGGCCGCUUCCUAUUUUGGCACAGUUCAUAGAAGUUCGGGAGAAACGAGGCUUUCAUCAAAUAUACCCGAACGGGUUCAUAAGAGCUUCUGACUACGAAAUAACUCUUCCAGAAAUUUACUACAACGGCUGGACAGCUCGUCUUUUCAUGCGCAGGUCAAAAGAACUACCGGAUGUUGCCAUCGAGAUAACAUAUAGCUCGUCGUACUACUGCAAGACUCUAAUUAAGGAAGGUGAAACCUCUAUACAAACCAGUCAAAGGGGUUAUGAUCAGCCUAAGGAUGAAGCAUUGGGCCAAGAAGCAAAGGCAGGAGACAUUUAUUCAAUGGGUAUUCGAUUAAUGGACGACCUUUACUUGAUGAGUGUAGCAAACGAAGCGGUUAGCGCCUGGCAGAGUAUGAAAAGUGCCCUAAAAGGCUAUACAUAUCUACUCAAAAUUCGGUCAAAACAAGAUGUUAUAUUAUCAAUGCAUAUGAGUGAAGAAGCAGAAAACAAUUACCUAAGGCUGCCACAGUAUUUCGACCUACCUGGCACUAAACAUCCUCCUGGCUCCAGCAUAGUUGCCCUCCUCGAGUGCACAGAUCCGGCGGCCGACACAACAUUCUCUCUCGACACUGAUGGCCAGGCUUCCGACGGCUUAGUAUCUGCCAAAUACGGAAAAGUUCCUGGCCUUAUGAAGGAUGAGACAUUUUUCGUGUAUGUCCGGAACUUGCCGGAUCGCUACAUGGUGGCCGCAAGUUUCCGCUCCGAGCCUUUCACCAUAGCCCAUAGAUCGGCAAAGGACUAUAUACAUUUUUAUCGCUCAGAGAACUGCGAUACUCUAUCCUUGACCCAGUACAUUGUACUAGGCAGGCAGAGUUAGCGUCACCUACCAAAUGGAAUACAAGUAAACGCUAAACUUAAUUGAAUCUUUACGCUUCCGGACUCUCAGCAAUAAACAUGUAUGAAAGACAA
Molecule: messenger RNA, 1257 nt
Organism: Dermacentor andersoni
Lineage: Eukaryota; Metazoa; Arthropoda; Arachnida; Ixodida; Ixodidae
Source: RefSeq, a predicted model, not a curated record